Molecule: messenger RNA, 726 nt
Organism: Guillardia theta CCMP2712
Lineage: Eukaryota; Cryptophyceae; Pyrenomonadales; Geminigeraceae
Exons: 9
Coding region: 93-608 (171 amino acids)
Biological process (GO): proteasome-mediated ubiquitin-dependent protein catabolic process; protein polyubiquitination
Molecular function (GO): ubiquitin conjugating enzyme activity
Source: RefSeq, a predicted model, not a curated record
AGAUAGUUCUGGACUGAGCUUCCACACAACGGGAAUCGGCUGUUGGAAGUCUCGUCGGAUCAAUACCCACAAGAUAGAGAGGAAUUCGUGAGAUGUCAGGACCUUCUCAGUCUCGUGCAGCUCUGCUUUUACAUCAGCAGUUGAAAGAUCUGGUCAAGAAGCCUCCAGAGUUUUUCUCAGCUGGGUUGUCCGAUGAUUCCAACAUCUACGAAUGGGAUAUCUGCAUCACAGGGCCUCCCGACACGCUCUAUGAGGGGGGCAUCUUUAACGCGAAGCUGAAAUUCCCGGAGAGCUAUCCCGACAGACCUCCCAAGAUGAAGUUCAUCACACCCAUCUGGCAUCCAAAUGUUUACCCCAAUGGGGAUGUCUGCAUCUCAAUAUUGCACGAGCCCGGUGAAGACGCGACAAACCCGCAAGAAUCAGCUUCGAUGCGCUGGAACCCGAUCCACACGGUGGAAACCAUUGUGAUCAGCGUGAUCUCAAUGCUAUCAGACCCUACGGAUGAAUCUCCCGCGAACCUCGAUGCUGCUAAGGAACUCCGUGAUGACUACGCGACGUACAAGAAGAAAGUUGCUCGAUGUGUCGCACGAUCUCUCGACGGAGAGUGAAGUCAAUUCUAAUGCAAGUUUUCGACAAGUGAUGUACCCAAUAUCCUUGGAUUACACAGGACAGGGACAUGUUUCAAUCAGCCAUGACUUUUUCCUAAUUCUCCUCUCUUUCUGUGUG